AUGCAUCUAAAGAUUAUGCCCCGCUUUCUCAGCACCAACAUCAACAUCGCUCUCCAACCACCAUACUAUCCGACGUCGGUGCCAUUACCACUCGAUAUGAACAUUGAAUCUGGGCUGUAUACAGCCCUAGCUCCCUACCAGACAAGACUUCUGUGUCUUCAUGGCGCCAAUUAUGACCUGGAAAGCGUGCUAGUAUGUACGCUCUAUGUCGCAGACAUACUGCAUCCUUCUUUCGAGGGCCUUGGUGUACGUUCAUGUAAUUCAAACCAGAGUCACUUGAGGAGUUUCGAAGCUCUCUCGUAUGUGUGGGGAAGCCAGGAAGGCUUGAAGCAAAUUACGUGUAACAAUAUGUCACUUUCAGUCACAAAAAAUCUCUUCGAGGCCCUCAUGGCACUACGAGAAGGCGAUGAUGAAGAUCGCUACUUGUGGGUAGAUGCAAUUUGUAUCGACCAAAACAAUCCGGCGGAGAAGGCUGUUCAAGUGCGCAACAUGUUGACAAUCUACGAAAAAGCUGUUAGAGUGAUUGCUUGGCUAGGUCCUCUGGGGAACCGAGACUUGACGGACGUCCUGUCAGAGGGUGACUUUACGCCUUCUCCAUCUAUGCACCUCCGAAGGAUGCCAAGUUGGGAAAAACAUGUUGAGGCUCUUCCGCACUGGCCUGGAUCGAAUAAUCGUGGUCGAGGCCGAAUGCCUCUUGACCUCGAGGAGAUCUGUGCUACCAUGCAUCUAGUCUACUCCCUCACCUACUUCAAGCGCAUAUGGAUACAACAGGAGGUUUUUGCCGCAAGAGAGUUGAGACUGCAAAGUGGGUGGCAGAGCGAUUUCGAGUGGAAGGGAUUGUUGUCGCAACCUGAUCUAUUGUACACGCUUCCGCAAAUUCGCGAGGAUCAGACUCCACUCAUCUCCGAGAUCGUUGAUCUCCAUGCCGACCAACUGAGCUGCUUUGACCAUUUUCGACGAAAGCAGGAGGAGCGCCCAUAUCUCAUCGAUACGCUAUUAUACACCGGAAGACUCGAAUCUACAGACACACGAGAUUACGUUUACGGUAUCCUCGGUCUCACAAGCUACCCGUCACAGUCUAUGUCAAUGAAGGAAUGGGAGGAGGCAAGGAGAUCAUCACUUUUCAUCCCUGUCGACUAUUCGUCUUCCUGGGACGCUGUUACAUCCGCUGUUACAUGGGUCACACUCAUGACAGAGGGUCUUGCACUGAUAGCCAAGUUCAAGAUGCUGGACGCAAAGGAAGAGAACUCUACACUUCCUUCCUGGGCUAUAGACUGGCGCAUCACUGCAAGAUAUACCCUCUACAUCUACAAGUAG
Alternaria postmessia is the source of this 1317-nucleotide messenger RNA. RefSeq lists its product as uncharacterized. The record is from RefSeq and is a predicted model, not a curated record. NCBI's taxonomy places the organism in Eukaryota, Fungi, Ascomycota, Dothideomycetes, Pleosporales, Pleosporaceae. Bases 1 to 1317 code for a protein of 438 amino acids. The transcript has 2 exons.